Molecule: messenger RNA, 1662 nt
Organism: Schistocerca serialis cubense
Lineage: Eukaryota; Metazoa; Arthropoda; Insecta; Orthoptera; Acrididae
Exons: 5
Coding region: 1-1458 (485 amino acids)
Source: RefSeq, a predicted model, not a curated record
AUGGCGCGCAUUACAGUCAGUCAGAGCGACCGCCGCGGGCGUUCGCGAAAACUGCUCCGCCCCCGCGCCGCCCCCGCCAACUGGGGAAGUCCGCUGCGGCGGCAGACUCGGCUGCGCCUGGAGGCGCUUCCUGGAGAUAGACGGCCCCUGGGAGCCGCGCCUCAAUCAACCGACGGCGAUUACCUGCGGCCUCGCCGGGACGGGACGGGCAGCCCCGGUGACACGCCGGCGUUUUUGCGGGCCGCUCCCCGCGCAGACAUCCGCCGCCUCCAAGGCCGGCCGCGCCGUGCCAGCCGCGCCGGCCUUCCGGCUCACAGCGCGUCGCCUCCGCGCCACUAUAAGAGGGCGCGGCGCGCCUCCAGCCGCCAGAGUUCAGCUUCCAGCCAGCAGCCUCCAGACAUGCAGCCACUCUCUGCCCUCAGCGCCCUCCUGCUGGCGCUGGUCGCUCCCUCCUGGGCCACCACCAACGGCCGCGGCAUCGUCUACGAGAUCCACGAGGUGCCCGACAAGGGCGAGGCCAUCGCCACCGCACAGAGCUACCCCGUGGGCGUCGGGGUCGGCGUCGGCGGGCUCGGCUUAGGUUACGGGGGAGGACUGGGAGGAGCAGGUCUGGGCAGCUACUACCCCGUAGCAGCCUACGGCGUCGGCGGUCUGGGCGGCGUCGGCGUCGGCGGCGUCGGCGGCCUGGGCGGCGUGGGCGGCGGCGGCGGCUUCGUGUCCGGCAAGGCGCUCAACAGCUACGGGGGCGGCGGCUACGCCGGGGGCCUGUCCGGGGGCGGCGGCCUGGCGCAGAGCGGCGGCUACGCGGCCGGCGGCGGUAAGAAGGGCGAGGCGGGCGCGCUGUCCAGCGUCGCCUUCUCCGGCGGGCAGGGCGCGCGCGCCGUCAACAAGGCCGACCAGGGAUUCUACGGCGGCGCCGCCGGCGGGCUCAACAACUACAACCAGGGCGGCGCCUUCCAGCACGGCCUGGCUCGCGGCCAGCAGGCCCUCACCGCUGGCGCGGUGAAGGCCGGAGGUGGCCAUCGCAAGGGCCACAGCAGCAAGGGCUUCCAGAACUACCACCACAAGGACGAGUCGGGUCAAACCUCCACCUUCUUCGACGAGGCCAGCGAUGAGGGUGACCACUUCAAGUACACAGGCCAGCAGGGCGGCUUCGGCGUGCAGGACGGGUCGCAGUACGGCGGCAAGCUGGAGGACGCGCGCUUCGCGGCCGAGCAGGCUGCGCGCAAGGGCGGCUUCGGCCACGGCUUCGCCGUCGACGACGCCUCCGGCCACAAGGGGUCGCGCGGCCAGCAGGCCUUCUACGGCGGCGAGCAGGGCUACGGGCAGAGCGCCGCCUACGACGACUUCGGCAAGAAGGUGGCGCAGCAGGGACAGCAGUUCGGCGGCCAGCACGGCGCCUCGUACGGCCAGGGCUUCUCCAAGGGCGGUUACGGCGGGGUCGGAGGUUACUACUAGGGCCGGCAGUUACCUGCUGCCGCGGAAAACGUGUACAUACAGCGGAACCCCGCCAGAGGCACUCUUCGCAUCACGCUGUCUAGACUGUGGUCUGUUCCAGUCCACACAGUCUUCUCUACUGUUUGAGGUGCUAGACGUCUUUAGUGCACUGCACUAAGCUUAACAAGUCUUGCCCAAAUAUACAUUCUUCAGAUCUAUUAACAA